CACACACCUGGAGCUCGUCCCAGGAGGGGGGCGGGGAGGAGAGCCGGAGCAAGUGUCUUAAAAUAGGCACGCAGACAAGCGUGAGACGCUGAGAGGCUGGAGAAGGCUAUCAAGAGCGGCGGGCACGAGGCGCGCAGGUCCGCCCCGGGUGGCACAGGCGGGCUGGGCGGGGUGGGCGCCGAGCGGCCGGCCCUCCGCGCGGCUCAGCACCAGGCCCUGCGGGAAGCGCGCGCUGAUUGACAGCUGCACUGUCCCCAAAAGGCUCGGCGAAGAUGCUGAUCCGCGGGUGGGUCUAGACGCGCAGCCCGCGCGCCCGGUGCCGGCUCCCCUCCGCACCUCCUGAGCCCCGCCGCCUCCCGGUCGCCGAGGAGCCGGCCGGAGGCCCCCGCCGGCGCGCCAGCCCCGCGGCCUCGGGCGGCGGGCGCUCGCCCGGGCUCACCAUGCACUGCCACGCAGAGCUGAGGCUGAGCUCGCCCGGCCAGCUCAAAGCAGCCAGGAGGCGCUACAAGACUUUCAUGAUCGACGAGAUCCUCUCCAAGGAGACCUGCGACUACUUUGAGAAACUUUCCCUCUACUCCAUGUGCCCGUCGCUGGUCGUGCGACCCAAGCCCCUGCAUUCCUGUACCGGCCCCGCUUCCCUUCGGGCAUAUCCUCUCCUCUCGGUGAUCACCCGACAGCCCCCAGUCAUCCCCCACCUGGUCCCCGCCACCCCGGGAGUCGCCCAGGCUCUGUCCCGCCACCCGGCCGCCGAGGCCACCUCUGCCGAGGCUGCGGGCGAGAACCACGGCAGCAGCGAGUCGGAGACGGAGCAGCCCACGCCCCGGCAGAAGAAGCCCCGCCGGAGCCGCACCAUCUUCACCGAGCUGCAGCUCAUGGGCCUGGAGAAGAAGUUCCAGAAGCAGAAGUACUUGUCCACCCCAGACAGGUUGGACUUGGCCCAGUCUCUGGGACUCACUCAACUGCAGGUGAAGACUUGGUACCAGAACCGCAGGAUGAAAUGGAAGAAAAUGGUUCUUAAAGGUGGACAGGAAGCGCCCACAAAACCCAAAGGUCGUCCCAAAAAGAACUCCAUCCCCACUUCAGAAGAGAUUGAAGCUGAAGAGAAGUUGAACAGCCAGGCCCAGAGCAAGGAGCUCUGGGAGCCCUCCCAGGGCCAGGAGGGGCUCUGUGACACGCAGAAACCGAAAGUGCACGGUGUCCCCGCAGAGGUGGCUGAGCCCCUAGACCAGCCCCAGGAGUUGCCAGUAGCUUCUCCGGAACCCCCACCAUCAAGCUAAAAUAAAACUCUUGCGAGGAGCGGGAAGGGGGAGACUGGGAAGAAGGGAAAGAGAGAAUGCAGGGAGACCAGGGAGAGGAAAGCUUCCGAUAGCCGGUAACUUGGGGGGAGAAGACCACCGCCGGCUCCCUCCCUCCUGCCCACAGGUCUCACCUCGAGACUUUGAGGAAGACUUGCUGCCUUUGGCCUGCUCUUCCUGAAAGGCUGCUUUAGCCACGGAUGCCCUUGACUAAGGGACACAGUGCCUUGGAACUGCCGACCCCAGCUGGGGUGAUGCCGUGGGGCUGUCCGGGUCCAAGCCCCCCGGUGUGGUAGAGGACGCUCCAGCCAGCCUCUGGACAGCCAGCCGUCAAAGCAGAGCGGGAUGCCGGAGUGGGCAGCAUGCCCAGGUUCCUUGCUGACUCAGCACUUAUUUCUGUAGUUUUAAAAGAGAAUUUAAUGUUUUUGGUUUUUUUUUUUUUUUUUUUUUGGCAGGGCGGGGUUGGUGAGGGUGGGCAAAUAAGAGUUGGGGGAAGGGAGUUCUGAGUUAAUAGAAUAAAGUUUGUUUGAAGACACGUGUGCCUUUGUAUCCAUUGUAAGGUGGUCAGGUGACCCAAGAACUGAUAAACCUUGUUUUUCUUGCUUCAUUAAGUUUCCAUCCCUGAAGCCGCAAUGCAGAUAUGUUAAGAUAACUUUUAUUUUUUAAUUAAAAAUAAACCUUUCAAAAAAGGA
Messenger RNA from Lagenorhynchus albirostris (white-beaked dolphin), 1987 nucleotides. It is a transcript of the gene BARX2, whose product is annotated as BARX homeobox 2. Gene Ontology annotation, biological process: regulation of transcription by RNA polymerase II. NCBI's taxonomy places the organism in Eukaryota, Metazoa, Chordata, Mammalia, Artiodactyla, Delphinidae. The transcript has 4 exons. Gene Ontology annotation, molecular function: RNA polymerase II transcription regulatory region sequence-specific DNA binding; DNA-binding transcription factor activity, RNA polymerase II-specific. The record is from RefSeq and is a predicted model, not a curated record. The coding region runs from base 441 to 1277 and encodes 278 amino acids. Gene Ontology annotation, cellular component: nucleus.